Molecule: messenger RNA, 2306 nt
Organism: Tympanuchus pallidicinctus (lesser prairie-chicken)
Lineage: Eukaryota; Metazoa; Chordata; Aves; Galliformes; Phasianidae
Gene: EYA2
Product: EYA transcriptional coactivator and phosphatase 2
Exons: 16
Coding region: 193-1797 (534 amino acids)
Biological process (GO): multicellular organism development; cell differentiation; negative regulation of extrinsic apoptotic signaling pathway in absence of ligand
Cellular component (GO): nucleus
Molecular function (GO): protein tyrosine phosphatase activity
Source: RefSeq, a predicted model, not a curated record
GUUCCUUCUUCCUGAGAACACCUUUGGGCAGAUGUUUUUGAAAUGUGCAUCUUGGCAUAUCCCAGAGGAGAUUCUGAGCAAGAUGUGAAAGUUACCACUGCUUUCUUUGAAGAGAAGCUGGAGGAAGGUCAUGUUUACAUCUUGAAAUUAUAAAAGCAUUUGCUGCAGCGGGAAGAAGACAGGUAUAAGGAAAUGCUAGAUCUAGUGAUAUCACCCAGCCUGACUGUAAAUAGAGAGUGCCCUGACAGACUGAAGCUUAACCUUACUAACAUUUAUGCCACGGCUCCAGAUGACAUAGAAGGCAACAGCAAAGCAGCACCACAGUGUCCUCUCCAUCUCUACUCAACAAAACAUUAUCCCCAUAUAGUGACAGUCCAGUCUUUCCCAACAAUGGCAACAUAUGGACAGACUCAGUACAGUGCAGGAAUCCAACAGGCUGCUGCAUACACUUCCUACCCUCCUCCAGCGCAGCCCUAUGGCAUACCUUCCUACAGCAUCAAAACAGAGGACAGCUUGAGCCAUUCCCCAGGACAGAGUGGGUUUCUUAGUUAUGGAUCCAGUUUCAGUGCCCCAGCUGCUGGACAAGCACCAUAUACCUACCAGAUGCAUGGCACAACAGGGAUUUACCAGGGAGCCAAUGGCCUGACAAAUUCUGCUGGAUUCAGUGCUGUGCAUCAGGAAUAUUCAUCAUACCCAAGCUUUCCUCAAAGCCAGUAUUCACAGUAUUACAGCUCCUCCUACAACUCUCCCUACAUGUCCACAAACAGCAUCAGCCCUUCAGCCAUCCCAACCUCCACUUAUUCUCUGCAGGAGUCUUCUCACAACAUCACCAGUCAGAGCACAGAAUCGCUGUCUGGAGAAUAUGGAACAACCCCAGCAAAAGAUAUAGAAACAGACAGACAUCACAGAGGGUCGGAUGGCAAGGUACGAGCCCGAUCAAAAAGAAGCAACGAUCCUUCCCCCACUGCUGACAGUGAGAUUGAGCGUGUAUUUGUGUGGGAUCUGGAUGAGACGAUAAUUAUUUUUCACUCCUUACUCACGGGAACCUUUGCAUCCAGAUAUGGGAAGGACACGACAACGUCUGUGCGGAUAGGACUUAUGAUGGAAGAAAUGAUCUUCAACCUUGCAGAUACACAUCUGUUCUUUAAUGACCUGGAGGACUGUGACCAGAUCCACAUAGAUGAUGUAUCAUCAGAUGAUAAUGGACAAGAUCUAAGCACGUAUAACUUCUCUGCAGAUGGCUUUCACAGUUCAGCUGCCAGUGCAAAUCUAUGUCUGGGCUCAGGCGUUCAUGGGGGAGUUGACUGGAUGAGGAAAUUAGCAUUCCGCUACCGCCGGGUGAAAGAGAUGUACAACACCUACAAAAACAAUGUUGGGGGUUUAAUAGGAGCUCCUAAGAGGGAAACCUGGCUGCAGUUAAGAGCAGAACUGGAAGCGCUGACUGAUCUCUGGCUCACACAUGCUCUGAAGGCGCUGAAUUUGAUACAUUCCCGGCCUAACUGUGUAAAUGUGUUGGUAACCACAACUCAGCUGAUACCAGCUCUAGCAAAAGUGCUUCUCUAUGGACUAGGCACUGUCUUCCCAAUCGAGAACAUUUACAGUGCAACAAAAACAGGAAAAGAGAGCUGUUUUGAAAGAAUAAUGCAAAGGUUUGGAAGGAAAGCUGUGUACAUUGUAAUAGGAGAUGGUGUUGAAGAGGAACAGGGAGCAAAAAAGCACAACAUGCCAUUCUGGAGAAUCUCUUGUCAUGCUGACCUGGAAGCUCUUCGGCACGCCUUGGAACUUGAAUAUUUGUAGCAGACCCCAACAUCUUAGCACUGUGAGGGCUUCACUCAAACUGUUACAUCGGUUCCACCUAUUCCUCAGCAUUUUCUUGUUAAAAAAAUCCCACAGCAACUGCAGUUUUUCUUUUUUUGAAGGAGAACCCUUUCAGUGGAAGCCUCUAAGAACUUGCAGCCAAAGAACAUUCUAUCGAGUCCUUCCUUUGAACAGAGGAAGAGCCUUCAGAUAACUCUGGGGAUCCUGCAGUUACAUGCUUAAGCUGGGUGCAUAGAGCUGUAACUGCCUGUGGCCAUCAACGAGAGCCCCCAGAAGCCUUGGGUCUGCUUGUCAGUUUUCUUGCUUUUGAAAGGGGAAGAGGAAACACUCAAGACUGUGAGCGUACUCUGCGCAUAAUACAUCAUAUCACGUUGGACCUUCUGCAAACAAGAGUGAAACUGUUGAUUUUUUGUUCUGUUUGUAUUUUCUUUUAAUUUAUGAACUAAUCUCAUUACUCUGGUAUUAAGCUCUGUACCUGUGUUUUUAAU